GACCUCGGGGAACGAUGCGCAGAGAGAGCGUCUCCGCGGGCAGCACGACUUAAGGAGCCGCGCUUCAUCCAUCCGGACACUUUUUUACUCAACGGAAGAAGAAGAAGAAGAAGAAUCCAGGCGGCGCGGAUCCUUCAUACAGCUCAUCUCCAUUUAACACCAGUUUGAUCCAAUCUGUCAGUUGGUUUGGACGCGAUGUGGAAGACCAGCGUCCUCGUCCAUGUCCUGGUUCUGCCCCUGCUCCUGCUCCUGUCCCCGGCCUCCGCUGAACUCCGGCAGGAGACGCAGGAGACGGAGCCGCGGAGGCUGCCACCGCCGGGAAAGUUGGAUUUCGGUUAUGUGCCCGCGGGACUUUAUGAGACACUGGCCCACUACGAACCGGGACCGAUCGGGAUCCUGUUCCACAUAGUGCAGACUUUUCUGUGUGCGGUGCAGCCCAACGCUUUCCCGCAAGAUCUUAUCGUCAAACUGGCAAAAGACAAGUUUGGAGCUCUUCACACGGAAUAUCAAAAGCCAGAGAACAUAGUGCUGAGCCUUCAGGUCAUCUACUACGAGAUAGGCUUCGUGGUGUGUGCGGCGGUGGGCCUGCUGUUCACCGUGCUCGUGCCGCUCGUCGGCCUCUUCUUCUGCAUGUGCCGCUGCUGCGACAACUGCGGCGGCGAGAUGCAUCAGCGCCAGAGGAAGAACGCGGACUGUCGCCGCGGCCUGCUGGGAACGCUGCUCUUCUCCACGUCGCUGGUCAUCACGAUGGGCGUGCUGUGCGCGUACGCCGCCAACCAGAACCUGAGCUCGCAGGUGAAGAACAUUCGCAGACUGGUCAACAGCAACAUGAGGGACCUGCACACCUUUGUUAAUGACACGCCCAUGCAAAUUGAUUACCUCAUAUCCCAGUAUGCCACAGCCAAGAAGAAAGUCAUCUAUGACCUCAAUAAUAUAGGCCCGUUGUUGGGUGGAAGGAUCCACGAUCGGCUGGAUAAGGAGGUCCAUCCUGCCUUGGACAGAGUGCUCAACAUGGCCGGAGUGAAAAUUGAGAGAGCCAUCAAAGCCAUGAGAGAAACCAAGGAGGCCUUGGACAACGUCAACAGGUCUUUGGAGGUCCUUCAGGAGGGAACAGGGAAACUCAAAUUCAACCUGAGCCUGGUGCGCAGCGGUAUCAACCGCACCCUCAAUGACCCGGGUUGUCAUGACGACGACUCAGACACCACGACCGUCCAGCUGUGCCACAACAUCCGGCAGUCGCUGUCCCAGCUGCAGAUCAGCGCCAACUACACGAGGCUGCCCGGUGUAGACGCUCAGCUGGAGAAGAUGAACCGAGUGUUGAGAACGGACCUCAGCAGUAUCGUUCAGAGGGGUUUCUCCUCGCUGAAUGAUACACCACAUGUGGUGAUCGAACAGACCAGAGGUGUCAUCGAGAGUGUUCUGAACCUGGUGGAUGGGAUCGGCCAAAACAUAAGCAGCUUCUCCAAGAAGUUCCCCGUGCAGAAAAGCCUGUCCAACUUCAGCAUCUUCGUUAACCACGUCCACGCCAAGAUUGAGGACCACUACCCUGAAAUUGACAAAAUAGACUUUUACAGGUGGAUUGGCUGCAUCACUCUGUGCUGCAUGAUUGUCCUCGUCCUGGCCUUCAACUACCUGGGUCUGCUGUGUGGCACGCUGGGAUACGACAAGCACGCCUCGCCCACCACGCGAGGCUGCAUCUCCAACACGGGAGGGACCAUGCUCAUGGCCGGCGUGGGAUUCAGCUUCAUCUUCUCCUGGGUGCUGAUGGGAGUGGUGACCGUUCUCUUCUUAGCUGGAGGCAACAUGGAGAAACUUGUGUGUGAGCCGUUCCACACUAAAGAGCUCUUUAAGGUCGUGGACGCUCCAUAUCUGGUGAACCCGGAGUGGAAGAACUUCAUUCCCGGCUUCCUGUACGGCGACGCUGACCUGGAGCUGACGGCAGAGAGCUUAUACAGCACGUGCAAAGAGAACAAAGGCAUCUACUUGGCGUUGCGUCUGGACAAAAUCUUCAACAUCUCGUCUUUGCUGAAAACCACAGCGUACACUAAAGAUGUGAUGAGUCAGCUGGAGGGCAUCAAGGUCAACCUGAGAGGAAUAAUCCUGUUAGAGGAAGAAGGGAAGCAGAACCUGCGGGACUUCUCUGAGGCAGGACUGUCAGAGAUCAACCAUGCGGACUAUCUGGAAGAGGUGAAUAAAGGAGUGACGGAGGUCGACCUGCUCUCGUUUGCCACAGACCUGGAGGCUCAGACCGACCUCAUGCCCAGUGGUUCUCUAAAGUCCACUCUGAAAGGCUACUGUGGCACUCUGAGACAGAUCCACAGACAACAGGUCACCCCCAUGGAGAAGACCACGAAAUAUGUUAGAGCAAGGAGUUCAUUGAACCAGAGUAUGAGGUUCCUGGAGAGAACGACGUCAGAUCUGCCUAACAAAGUCUCAUCCGUGCUCGAGGCGAUUGACGCCGCCCAGUAUCUCAUCUCUGAUAAUUCCACACACAUAAUCAACUGGGAAAGGGAAAAAUACUCAGCGACCAUUGUUGGCUACUUCCACCAGUACAUCGAAUGGAUCAAAACAUCGGUGGCUCUGGAGGUUGCGCCGUGUAAGCCCUUCAGCAACAUGGUGGACACCAUGGAGAUCAUGGCUUGUAGUUUCUUGGUCGACUCCAUGAACACUUUCUGGAUGGGUCUGGGCUGCAGCACUCUCUUCCUGCUGCCGAGCAUCAUCCUGGCCGUGAAACUGGCCAAGUUCUACCGCAGGAUGGAAACAGAGGAUGUUUACGACGACAUUGAGACAAUUCCCAUGAAAACUAUGGAAAUUGGUAAUAAUGGUUAUCAUAGUGAGCGCACACAAGGUAUCCCAAAUCCUAUGAUGGCAAGCGUCCCCACCUGUGACACAGUCAACAGGUUCCCGCGGGCCUCGGCUCCUCCGAGACACAUUGACUGGUGACAGAGAGCCGGCUCUCGUGUUCUGGCUCCUGAAAGCUUGUUUUAGUUCUUUUCUGCUCAGAGCGACUUUGUGGGAAAACCAGCAUGUGCCCUUGAAAAUUGGAACUAAAAUACCACAUGUUUCACAAUCCCUCGGACCAGACGUAGAUGGACUCCUCACAAAGAAGGAACGACACACAAAGACGAGCAGGUUUUCCUCAGCAAUCAGCUCAUCCAGGCCGAUCAUAUCAUACAGUGAAGACACUCUUUGGUAUAGAGGGGGGUAGAUUUAUCAAACUCUUGUCAUUCAGCGUCAAUCUGAGCCAGAACUUCAGAGGAAACUGCGACAUUUAGACACAAAAAUCAAGCUGAAAAGACAUUUGACAAGAGGACAAACAACAAAUGUGAUGCUUGUUAAAUGUCAUGUACUGCGUGACCUGAAGGUUGUGGAAAGCAGCUACAAGGAAGAGAAAAACAACAUUAUCCUUCACUCGUGUACAAGAAAGGACAGAAAGUGCACAUUUUCAGCGUUAAAAAUCACCGUUUUGUUGAAAACUGUACGACCUGCUGGGUGUGUGGUAUGUUAGUGAUCAAACUAAGUGGUAAAACUACAAAAUAGGUCUGUUGAAGUCUUCUAGAAACUUCUAGAGUUUGACGUCCGUACUGGAUUUUAGUGCAUUGCAAAUGAUCUGUUGCCUUUUAGUUGGUGUGUUUCACCCUGGUGUUUAGCUGAUAAAAAGUCUGAUGCUCCUUCACAAAGAGAAAAUCCACCAUCAGAUGUUUCCUAUAACAAAAAUCAUCUUAUGGUAUAGUGUUUAAAAUGACUAGCUACUUUUACACACACUUAUACCACUAUUUUCCUUUAUCCUGCAUCAUUUCAUUUUUGGUCAAAUAUUGACCGCCUACAUUUUCCACAAUGCCUCUAAACAUCUUGCAAUCCAUUUUUUACCACUAAAGUCAAUAUGUCACCACUUUUUUUGUAUUGUUAGUUUGUUGAAUAAUAGACAAAAUGUGGGUCAGACACUAACUCAAAAGCUUAACUUACAGAAAGACGUCUGAAAAAGUGGAUUAUUAUAUUAUAUUAGUAUAUAUUAUACCUCAACAUCCUGUCGUCAUGCUGUAAUGCUGGACGUUUAUCGAAGUCCGAUAACAACAAUUUUAAGCUACAUCACCAAACUGUGUUUUUUGGAUGGGGUGGAUUUUCCCUUUAAGUCACACAAUAAACUCAGAGCAAGAUUAGAGUUUACUAACAUUGUUCUUGCUUUCUUAGUGGUGAUACUUUUAAAGUGAAUUAUGUUCAGAAGCCAAAUCUUUUUUUUUUAUUAUUAUUAUUAUUUUAAUUUUAGUUCUCAGGUGUUUAAUAGACUAACAUGCCGCGUGUUUAUUUUUUUAAUGUUAGCAUGAGCUAGUUUCUGCUUUUUCAAACUCCCCCACAGUAGCUAUGGAUACAUAGGGAACAAAUGAAUGUAUUCGAGGGCAGUUUUGUUUGAAUUAUUUGGCUGUCGCCUGACAUGUUUGCUGAAAUCUUGUUUGUUAACAGGUUGGGUUCACACAUGCUGUCAGUGUAGUAAAAAAAGACUAGACAAUCCGUUGACGGUACAGGAAAGCACUGCCAAUCAAAUAUACACAGAAGAAUGACAUAGAUAUGGUUUGCAUGACUGAUGAAAUAAUGUCCAUAACAAUUAAAAUGAAGGAUUUCAAAUAUCUUCCCACAUUUAACACUGCAUCAAAGUCUGAUUUAAGUAUUAAGUCAACACUGUUAGCAUGUGAACACAUAAUGGUGGAAGCAUUUCACCUCCUUAUGACCACGUUUGACCUAAUUCACUACAAUAAUUCUGCCACAUUAACACUAUUUUUUGAUUGGUUUAAGUUUUAUACCUCUAAGCCUUACUUCCAUACAUGUUCUGCUUAGCCACAGCAGGCUAAUAAAGUUGCUACAGCUAAUUAGUUAGCUCCUGUUGCUGUAGCUAUCCAAUUAGCUGUAGCAACAUACUAGCUAGCUGUAGCAACUAGCUAACUAUCUCAUGAACCCCAGACAGUUUAGGCUUUAAUAAAUUCUUUCUGAAGAAUUAUAUUUUUGGUCAUAAAUAGGUGUUGAAAUGACUGUGGUUGACAUUACUUGUACUACUUGUAGUAGUAUUUCUAUGAAGUAAAGAGAACUAUAUACCCACUCUCUGGACAAAGCCUUUUAAACGUCGUGCUCUGUAAGUAAAUUCAAAACACCCACUAUUUGCAUAAGAUUGUCAUUUUCACCAGUUUCACCAUGAUUUUCUCCCACUAGUUUAAUUGUUAAGAUGGAUAUUUUUCAAAGCACUUGUGAGCAGUGUUUUGUCUGCUGUAGUGUCUGGAUGUGACCCAUGUCAAAAAAUGUUUUUUACAAAGUGCUUAAUAAUUAAUACUACAUAUGUGUGUGAACACUGGACGUAUACUAGCAGGACAGAUACUCAGUGGUAACUGGUUUGAAAUGAGGCUUGUUCCUCCAGUUGGGCAACGACGGAGCCACUGAAGAGGAACUAUUUAUGUGGCGGUGAAAAAAAAAAACCCCAAGAGUGUACAAAAUGUGAAUAAACUUGGGUUCGUUUUAGUUUGUUGUAAUUUCACUGCCUCCUCUCUGUUUUGUAUAUGGUCUUUAAAAAAUGCCUGAUAUUUUCUGCCAUUAUGAAAAUGAUUUUGUUCCAAAUGAGCAUUUUUGAGUGAUUGGUGUGGGAAGCCAAAAAUGUAAAGCUAUAAAGUAUAAAAGAUUAAAUGGAAAUUAUUCAAA
Solea senegalensis (Senegalese sole) is the source of this 5682-nucleotide messenger RNA. RefSeq names its product prominin 1a (gene prom1a). Bases 196 to 2943 code for a protein of 915 amino acids. The record is from RefSeq and is a predicted model, not a curated record. Gene Ontology annotation, molecular function: cholesterol binding. Gene Ontology annotation, cellular component: apical plasma membrane; prominosome; microvillus. The transcript is spliced from 31 exons. Lineage: Eukaryota; Metazoa; Chordata; Actinopteri; Pleuronectiformes; Soleidae.